UGCAAAGGUAAAGCUCGGAGAAGUUUGACAUUAGGAAUAAUAAUUAAGUUUUAUCGUAAUUCAACAAAUUUGGUUAUUAAAUGACGCUUAUUUUACCUACUUUGUUUGACUUGAAAUAAUUGAAUAUUUUGCAUUUUUACAUGAGUGGUACGAUCCGAAAUCGAGAAUAUUGUUGCCAUAAAUUACGUGCGCGUCUAUUAAUCAUUAAAAAACAAAAUGCCGUAUGCAAAUCAACCGUCUGUACAUAUAACAGAAUUAACUGAUGAUAAUGUAAAAUUUGUAGUUGAAGAUACGGAACUUAGUGUUGCGAAUAGUAUGCGUCGUGUUUUUAUAGCUGAAACACCCACCAUGGCUAUUGAUUGGGUACAAUUAGAAGCGAACUCCACAGUUCUUAGCGAUGAAUUUCUUGCACAUCGUAUAGGGCUUAUACCUCUUAUAUCGGACGACGUUGUUGACAAAAUUCGAUACUCCAGAGAUUGUAUGUGCGCCGAUUUCUGUACGGAGUGUAGUGUUGAAUUUACUUUGGAUGUUAAAUGCACUGGCGAUCAAACAAGACAUGUUACUACCGCUGAUUUAAAAUCAAGUGAUCCUAGAGUAGUCCCUGUUACUUCACGUCAUAGGGACGAGGACCAAGCAGAUUAUGGAGAGCUUGAUGAAAUUUUAAUUAUUAAAUUACGAAAAGGCCAAGAGUUAAAAUUACGCGCUUAUGCCAAAAAAGGUUUUGGUAAAGAACAUGCAAAAUGGAAUCCAACUGCUGGAGUUUCCUUCGAAUAUGACCCUGAUAAUGUCAUGAGACAUACUUUAUAUCCAAGACCAGAUGAAUGGCCAAAGAGUGAGCACACAGAGCUUGACGAAGACCAAUAUGAAGCUGAAUUCAACUGGGAGGCUAAGCCCAAUAAGUUCUUUUAUAAUGUGGAAUCUUCAGGUGCAUUAAAACCAGAAAAUAUAGUUCUCAUGGGUAUUGUAGUAUUAAAAAAUAAACUUUUGAAUUUACAAGUUCAAUUGGCACAAGAAACACAAAAUGAUGCCUUAGCAAUUAACUAGUUAUAAAUAUAUAAUAAAUGUAAGAAAAUUUUGAAUAAUUA
Nymphalis io (European peacock) is the source of this 1085-nucleotide messenger RNA. RefSeq names its product DNA-directed RNA polymerase II subunit RPB3 (gene RpII33). The coding region runs from base 217 to 1044 and encodes 275 amino acids. Gene Ontology annotation, cellular component: RNA polymerase II, core complex. Gene Ontology annotation, molecular function: DNA binding; protein dimerization activity; DNA-directed RNA polymerase activity. Gene Ontology annotation, biological process: DNA-templated transcription. The record is from RefSeq and is a predicted model, not a curated record. Lineage: Eukaryota; Metazoa; Arthropoda; Insecta; Lepidoptera; Nymphalidae. The transcript has a single exon.